Molecule: messenger RNA, 664 nt
Organism: Calypte anna (Anna's hummingbird)
Lineage: Eukaryota; Metazoa; Chordata; Aves; Apodiformes; Trochilidae
Gene: NME4
Product: NME/NM23 nucleoside diphosphate kinase 4
Exons: 5
Coding region: 34-591 (185 amino acids)
Biological process (GO): CTP biosynthetic process; GTP biosynthetic process; UTP biosynthetic process
Molecular function (GO): nucleoside diphosphate kinase activity
Source: RefSeq, a predicted model, not a curated record
CGCUGCGGCCAGGUCGGACCCGCCGGUCCCGCCAUGGGCUCCCUGGGGCGCUGCCUGGCCCGGAGCCUGCUGAGGGGGCAGCCGGGGCUGAGCUGCCCCCCCGGGCCCCGCUGCUACGGCUCCGCCCCCCCGGAGCUGCAGGAGCAGACCCUGGUGCUGGUGAAGCCGGACGCGGUGCAGCGGCGCUUGGUGGGAAGCGUCAUCCAACGCUUCGAGCGCCGCGGCUUCAAGCUGGUGGCCAUGAAACUGCUCCAGGCAGACCAAGGGCUCCUGGACAAGCACUACCAGCACCUGCGGCAGAAACCCUUCUACCCCGUCCUCCUGCAGUACAUGAGCUCGGGGCCUGUGGUGGCAAUGGUGUGGGAGGGCUACAACGUGGUGAGGUCCACGCGGGCCAUGGUGGGGGACACAGACUCGGCCAAGGCGUCCGCGGGCACCAUCCGGGGGGACUUCAGCAUGCACGUCAGCAGGAAUGUGGUCCACGCCAGCGACUCGGUGGAGACGGCCCAGAGGGAGAUCGGGUUCUGGUUCCAGAGGAACGAGCUGGUGGCCUGGCAGAGCGGAGAUCGGGAUUUCACCUAUGGACCCUGAAGAGACCCCCGGCCUGAGGGACCCCCAGACCCACAAUAAACCCCAAGGCCUCCCCCUCGGGCCACUCACUGCC